Molecule: messenger RNA, 1160 nt
Organism: Melopsittacus undulatus (budgerigar)
Lineage: Eukaryota; Metazoa; Chordata; Aves; Psittaciformes; Psittaculidae
Gene: BTBD18
Product: BTB domain containing 18
Exons: 3
Coding region: 160-1086 (308 amino acids)
Biological process (GO): positive regulation of transcription elongation by RNA polymerase II
Molecular function (GO): protein binding
Source: RefSeq, a predicted model, not a curated record
UGGGUGCUGUGAAGGAGGAGGAGCACGGGUCGCGGCCGCGUCCCUCCGGUUCUAGUCCCGGUUCUAGUCCCGGUUCUGGUCCCGGUUCUGGUCCCGGUUCUGGUCCCGGUCCCGGCCCUGGCCGCAGCGGCAGCUCCCCCCCCUGCCCGCAGGGCACCCAUGGGCUCUCCGUCAGCUGCCCCAAGGCUGCUCUACCGCAGCACCCGCCUGCUGCGCACCGCCUUCCAGCAGCUCCACCAGCAGCAGCAGCGCGACGAUGUCUUCUGUGAUGUGGUCCUGCAGGCCGAAGGUGAGGCGGUGGUGGCCCAUUGCUGCGUCCUCUCCGUCUGCAGCCCCUUCUUCAUGGAGCAGCUGGGCCGGGAGCUGACUCCCCGGGGCGGCAGGGUGGUCCUGGAGCUGGGAGGGCUGAAGAUCGGGGCGCUGCGCAAGCUGGUGCGCUUCCUCUACACUGCCGAGCUGGAUGCCACAUGGGACGAGGUGCAGGAGGUGCUGGCAGCCGCGCGCCGCCUCCAGGUCACCGAGCUCGAGUCGCUGCAGCUCCAGGGGGGGCGCCUGGUGAGGCCAGGACCGAAGCGGCAGCUCAACCGCUCCUGCCUGCGCUCCAGCCAGCGCUGCUCCCGCCCGGCGGAGGCCGGCAGCGCUGCGCCCGGUGGUACAGGAAUGCUCCCCCGGAGCACCGGUGUCUCCCCAGAAGAGAGUGCUGCUGCACCCCCCCUGCACUCUCCAGAGCCCAUGCACCGCAGCCCCGUGCAGCGGGUGAAGCUGCGGAAGGUGAAGAGUGGGGGGUACUGGGAGGUGGUGCAGGAGAGGCAGCCCCCCAGCACCGUGGCCACAGGCAAUAGAGGGGUGAUGGACCCACAGCCCACCCUGGGUGCAAGUGCAGUGGGGCAGGCAGACAGGCACAGCACAUGGGCGGCCUGGAAGAAGCAGGGCUGCGGGCUGGUGCCACCGGAGGACCCCACAGGUGAUCCUGAGGAGGAAGAGGUGGAUGUGGGGACGCUGGAGCUGUGCCUGCCCCCAGGCACUGUCUGCGUCUGUCCCUGCCCCUCGUCCGACUCUGAUGAGGAGGUGGAUGUUCUCACCUAGGGAGGGCAGCUCUGCUCCUUCUGCUGCCCUCACCCCUGCCCUUAUGGUACUGAAAUAAAGCAUCAGAGCUUGCA